AUGGCACGAUCUUCCCCAGGAAUCAUAGGGACUUUGGCCACAGGGCCUGGGAAGGUGAAGGAGGAAGACUUGAGGCAGACAGCCCCACAUGCUGCUGCUGGCCUGCUCAGUUCAGAAGAGGACUGGAGACACCCACUGAGCGCUAACUGUGUGGGACCAUUCCUCAUCAGGAGCAGCAACAGUGACCGUUCUUGCCUUGGCCCUUCCCCACUAUACUUGGGCUGCAUGACAUUCCCCUGGGAGUUAAGUGACAGGCACGCAGACCAAGCAUCUCACCACUCCUGCUACUCACCCUCCUGUAUCAUGACCCAUGGUCCAGCAGCCUGUCCUACACCUCUGUCCCUGUCAGGGCACACAAGUAAACUGUGGUUUAAGUGGCAAAAUAAAAACAUUUGCACCAAGAAUUGUGUGAGUCUUGAUACUCCGGAGCCGGGGGGUGAGGGCUGGGCUCAUUGCGAGGAAGGCUGGUGUUCCCAGGAAGAAGAAAAUAGGGCUGACUUUGCUUUCUCACCACCAUCCUGUAGAGCCCGUGCCGAAGCUUCCUUUUCCAGAGGCUGUCAGAUGCGGAGAUGGAAGCAUCUCUGCAGCAGUCCUGAGCCACAGGAGGGGACAGGGAUUUUGGCUAUUACAGUCAAGCUGUACAGGGCGGGCAGCGAGCCUGCAGUCACAGUAAUGGGUGCCAGUUCCUCAGCUGGCUUCUUCAUCCCCAUGGGCCAACCAUCCUGA
This is a messenger RNA of Pipistrellus nathusii (Nathusius's pipistrelle), 726 nucleotides long. The record is from the annotation of a GenBank genome assembly. Lineage: Eukaryota; Metazoa; Chordata; Mammalia; Chiroptera; Vespertilionidae.